UCAACCCAAGGCUGCUCCUCAGAGCCAGCAUUGCAUGAUAAUAUAAAUAUCAUGUCUUUUUUUAUGUUUAACAUUAUUGUUAUACGUUCCUACCUAAUUAUUUAGAGGGCAACAUGCCUCGCUUUAAGACACUGUGCUGCCAGCUGGACAUAUUAAAAUAGAUUUUUAACUUGUCGAUCAGGCCCAUCUUGAAGGACCAUUCAGGCAGGGGGUCUCCCAGUGCUAAGUUCUCAAUAUAAAAGCAUACAAUAAAAAACUGCCAGCUGCGUGUCAGUGUGAUCGACGCAAGUUGUCAGUAAGUGUCCUCCCAGAACAGAGAAAGAGGGGGAUUCCCCAAGAGUCCAGACCCCUUCCUGCUUAUUACAGAACCCUUUUCCUGGUCAGAUUAGAAAAAUCCCCCCAAUUAGUUGAAUAGUUUCACUAAAAGAAGGAGGGUUUGGAACCUGUUGGGCAAUGGGUAUCCCGGUAUGAAAAAUAUAUAAAGAGGAUGAAACCACGGCAGAUACACAGCUCAGUGACAGAACACUGUGAUACACAGCAACCUACUGAACAAAACCAUGCUCUCAGCACUCAAGUUUCAGAGAACUCCAAGGCACUUUUCCUGCCUGUGACUUCUACAUAAAUCUGCAGUUGAAGUGCAGGAAAGGCCUGCCCCAGAGGAGACAGUCACCAGCAGUUUUGGAGGGUUCAUCCACUCUGUGCACCCGGGCCAGCUGUCAGACACUGUGCUGCACCGCAGUAAGAGGAUGAUCCUGGACAGCAUCGGGGUGGGGCUGCUGGGAAGCACCUCCCACGUCUUCCAGCUGGCUCUGCAGCACUGCCAGCAAAUGUAUGCUCCAGAUUACAUCAGUUCAGUCUUUGGUCGAGGGCACACAAGACUUUCUCCGAGUCUGGCAGCCUUUGUCAAUGGAGUAGCGGUCCAUUCAAUGGACUUCGAUGAUACCUGGCAUCCAGCCACUCACCCUUCAGGGGCGGUCCUUCCUGCCCUGCUCGCUAUUGCUCAGAUGUUGCCUGGCAACGGCAAGCCCAGUGGGAUGGACCUCCUGUUAGCCUUCAACGUGGGCAUUGAGAUUCAGGGCCGGCUCAUGAGGUUCUCCAACGAAGCCCAAAACAUCCCCAACAGGUGAGGAGA
Molecule: messenger RNA, 1132 nt
Organism: Polyodon spathula (Mississippi paddlefish)
Lineage: Eukaryota; Metazoa; Chordata; Actinopteri; Acipenseriformes; Polyodontidae
Product: cis-aconitate decarboxylase-like
Exons: 5
Coding region: 747-1127 (126 amino acids)
Molecular function (GO): lyase activity
Source: RefSeq, a predicted model, not a curated record